AUUAUCGUAUAAACAGUUGGAACCUAGUCAGCUUUAAAAACAAAAUAAUUGUUGUAAAAUGGAGCAACGAUAUCAAGUGGUUUAUAAAAGUGUUGGUGAAAAUAUAGAUGGGAAACUUCUAUUGAAGAAAGAAGAUGGUCCACAAAGGAAAAAUAGAACCUUUCUUUAUCUUUCAGCAGUCAUAGCCAAUUUAUUUGUAUUCAGCGUAUCGAGUCUAUUCAGUUGGUCUUCACCUGCAAUAGAAAAAUUAACUUCAAAUAGUUCGGAUAUCAAUCCAUUGGGAGAACCAAUAACAGCAGUACAAGAAUCAUGGAUAGCCUCUUUACUGCAACUAGGAGCAGCAAUUGGCCCGCUUCUAUUUGGAAAGAUCUCUGACAUAAUAGGAAGAAAGAAGACUUUAUUAGUAAUGGCAGUCCCAAACGUCAUUUGUCUGUUAACAAUAUGUUAUGCAAGAAGCAUAACCAUUUUUUAUAUAUGCAGGUUUAUGAAUGGUCUAGUCACAGGAAUGGCAUUCGCUAUUACACCAGUAUAUCUUUCAGAAAUCGCAGAAGUACACAACAGAGGAGCGAUCUCAAACUUGAUGACUUUCUUCAUGAACUCAGGUGUUUUGUUUAGUUUUUUGUUAGGACCGUUCUGUUCUCUUAAGCUUCUGACAUUUUUCUGUGCCUUACCUUCAAUUUUGUUUAUUAUUUUAUUUGGUAUGUUCAUCCCGGAAAGUCCAAAAUUCCUAGUAUCUGUGCAUAAGGAAGAUGAAGCCAAGGAAGGUCUAAAAAAACUGAGAAUGACAAAGGACGUUAAUGAUGAAUUUAAAGCAAUAUUAGCUUCAAUUGGAGCUUCAAAACACCAAAAAGGCGCUUUAGAAAUAUUUAAAGAUGCUAGAUCUAGAAAAGCUCUGAUUAUAACCAUAGGAUUAAUGUUUACUUGUCAAUGUUCUGGAGUUAAUUCAGUUAUAAGUUAUCUUGAUACUAUUUUUAAAGUAUCUGGUUCUACUCUACCACUCUACUUUUUGACAAAUGCAGUGGCAGUUAUACAAGUUGUCGGAAAUUGUAUUUCGGUAGUAUUAAUAGAGAAAUUAGGAAGAAGACUUCUAAUUUUGACAUCGGCAGUAUGUGUUUUAAUGACCGAAAUUACACUUGCAGCUUACUUUUACCUCAGAGAUGUUCAACAUUACAAUAUGGAUGCGAUAUCCUGGUUACCAGCCGGCAGCACAAUUGCCUUCAUCUUUGCUAUAAGCUUAGGGGUAUCUCCACUACCGUUUACCAUUGUGGGAGAGAUCUUUCCUCAAAGUACUAAAGCUUCCGGGGCAGCUCUUGGUUGCUGUGUUUUAUUUAUUUUUUCUUUUGCUGUCACGUUCACUUUUAGGGUAUUUAUGAGCUUGUAUGGCAUAGCUAUUUGUUUCUCUUUGAACACUUGUUUUGUGUUUUGUGGUAUGCUCUUUAUUUACUUUGUUCUCCCCGAAACGAAAGGAAAAACUGAUAGCGAAAUUCAAAAAUUGUUAACAAAGUAAAUAUUAGGCCUGGAUCCCGAGUGCCAAAAAAAAGUUGAUUAAUAGCAAGCUAAAAAUUUGUUAAUAGCUUAACGGUGUCUAGUCGGACAAACUUUAAUGUAUGGGAACACUGGAACAGGGGAAGUUUUAAUUGUGGAACGUGAUUUUAAUUGUGGAACGUGUCAUCCUGACAAGUUUAUGAUUGUGAAAACUAGCAGGUUCUUUUUAAGCUUAUUUAAUACCAAACUUUAUGUAAUAUAUGAAAAAAUGUUUGCCCGACAAAUAUGUUGGUCAUUUUAAUAAGUCCUACACCUAGAACAUUUCAAUUGGCCAGAAAUAUGUUGGUGAGGAACAGCAGUCUGGGUUUUUCAUGAGAUUUUAAUGAAAGGUUAUCAAAUCAUAUAGAAGUUCUGUCCGACAAAAUACAUGGGACGUUUUCGUAGUCUGACGUUCCAAAUUUGUAUUCCACAAUUAAAACUUCUCCUGUUCCAGUGUUCCCGUACAUCAAAGUUUGUCCGACUAGACACCGUUAAGCUAUUAACAAAUUUUCAGCUUGCUAUUAAUAAACUUUUUCUUUGGUACGCGGUAUCCAGGCCUAUAUGAGAUUAGGUGAAAAUAAUCGGUCUUCUUCUUAACGUGCCCUAUCAAGUCCCCUUGACUUUGGCGAUUAACAUGGCGAAAUUGUCUCUGUCUCGAGCUAUUCUAAAUAGUUGUUCUGCUUUCUUUAUUCCUGUCCACUCCCGGAUAUUCUUCAACCAAGAGGCCUGCUUUCUACCAAUUCCUCUGCGUCCUUCGAUUUUACCCAUCAUAAUAAGUUGAAGAAUAUUAUACCGGUCUCCCCUUACUACGUGUCCAAAAUAGGCCAUCUUUCUAUAUUUGAUGUUACCAAGCAGCUCGCGGGUAGCAUUUGCUCUCUUAAGGACUGCCAGAUUUGUCAGCAUAGCCGUCCAUAGUAUUUUCAGAAUACGUCUGUGCAGACACAUUUCAAAGGCCUCCAAACGGUUAAUGGUGGAUAUUUUUAAUGUCCAUGCUUCGACACCAUACAAGAGGACUGACCAAAUGUAGCAUUUAAUCAUGCGCUUUCGAAGUUGAAGUUGCAAGGUAUCAUUACAGAAGAAUGACCUCAUUUUUAAAAAUGUGCGGGCUAUCUCGAUUCUUAUCGGGUAAAAAUAAUCGGUACUUACAACAAAAAUUAUAUUAUGAGGUAGUAGGAUUAGUAAUAUUUAAGUCCAUUAUAUAUUACGGUUUUUUAUACAAAUAAUUUUAAGAAAUUUUGUUAUUCGUAUGAAUUAAAUAAUAAUGAUAUUAUGUUUUGUUUAUUUUUAUUUUUUUUUUAACAGCGCAGUUACUCCAACUAAAUUUUUUGUCUUUUCUCCUAAGUGUCCAUCCUUUGGGGGAUGCCUCACAACACGGUAUGGCCUAUUUUACUUACUUCUUCUUAAGGUGCCUUCUCCAUUACUGAAGGUUAGCUGUCUUCUUCUUCUUUAAGUGCUAUCGUCGGCAAUCAUCAUAGCUAUUCAGAUUUAAGAGACGGCUGCUCUGAAAAGUGCCACGAUAUUCUUCGUCUGCCUAUGUUUCUUUUUCCUUGAAUAUUUCUCUGCAUAAUCAAUUGGAGCAAGUUGUAUCUCUCUCCACGUGUAAUAUGUCCGAGAUAUUCCAAUUUUCUUCUAUUGAUGGUACAUAUUUAAUAUUUCCAUUUCUUUAUUCAUGUUUCUCAGAACCUCUUUGUUUGUGAAGUGUUCUGUCCACGAUAUUUUCAGAAUUCUUCUGUACACCCACAGCUCGAAUGAUUCUAGUUUUUUCAUUGAUGCAGCAUUCAAGGUCCAAGCUUCCAUUCCAUAAAACAAAGUCGAGAAAACGUAACACCUAGCCAACCUAACUCUUAGCUCCAACUUCAAAUCUCUUGUGCAGAGCACUUUUCUUAUUAUAGGUUGGCUAUAACUACAGCAAAUUGCUCUCUAUCUUGAGCGGUUCUUAGUAUCGAAUGUGUGUCCAUGCCUGUCCAUUCUCUUACGUUCUUCAGCCAGGAGCAUUUUUUUCUUCCUGAACCUCUUCUUCCUUCCACUUUCCCUUCUAUUAUGCGGCGUAAACAGUUAUAUCUUUCUUCUCUGUAAAUAUGUCCUAGAUAACUCGAUUUUCUGUUUUUUACAAUAUUUAGGAGUUCUCUCUCAGUCCCCAUUCUUCUGUAAAAAUUGUAAAAAUAGAUUUAGUAGUUUAGUAAAAAAUGUAAAAAUAUAAAAAAAAAUAUCUGUAAUCCCAUCAGGAAAAAAACGACCUGUAUUAGUCACUAGAGGCCAGGUCAUAUGUAUGAACAAUAAAUAAAUAAAAAAUAAAUAAAUAAAUAAGUCCCCA
Molecule: messenger RNA, 3838 nt
Organism: Diabrotica virgifera virgifera (western corn rootworm)
Lineage: Eukaryota; Metazoa; Arthropoda; Insecta; Coleoptera; Chrysomelidae
Product: facilitated trehalose transporter Tret1-like
Exons: 2
Coding region: 59-1507 (482 amino acids)
Biological process (GO): transmembrane transport
Cellular component (GO): membrane
Molecular function (GO): transmembrane transporter activity
Source: RefSeq, a predicted model, not a curated record